AUGGCGAUCCUCACGGUCAGCGACGAGCACCCGUCGCACAUUACCACGCUGGACCCGAGCAAAGGCUACCAGCCGAAGGCGACGUAUGUGUUCGACCGCUGCUUCAACAGCGCCACCGCUUGUGUGACCGAAGAGGCGCAGCGGCUUUUGUUGGGCAACGGCAAGGACGUGGGCACGGCGCCGACCGCCUUCACAGCGCUGGAGGAGGCCAGUGCAGAGGGCUCAAUCAACCCCAUCUUGCUAGAAUGUCUCAAACGUGAUCAGGCCGCCGUCUACGGCCACGUAGGGCGGCCGGUGCUGCUCAAUGCACUAGCCGGCUACAACGGCUGCGUGUUCGCCUACGGUCAGACCGGCAGCGGAAAAACGUACACAAUGAUGGGGCCGCCAGGAGUGUUUGGUGCAACCGUCAGUGGCGCUCCUGGACAGGUGAGGGCCGUGACCCCCGCCAAGAAAUUCCGCCGCGCUGCCACCGCGUACAACGGCCAGCUGCGCUGGACGCCGGAAGCGAGCGCUGACGAUGUUAUGGACUCGCGCUUCCAGUCCUUUGUUUCCGUGACGCCUCGCGCGCAUGUGCGUACACCCUGCAGUGGCGGCCACAGGGACACCAUGUCGAUGGUGGGGGAGGCACCAUUGCCGAUGGAUUGCAGCUUGUCAGUGAGCUCGGAUGUGCUGCUGCAGCGGUCCCGACGUGGCAGCCGCUGCGACAGCAACGUUCUCUACCUGGGAGAGGAGGAGGGCCUUCAAGGCAUCGUGCCGCGUCUUGUGCGAGAGCUUUUCGCGGAGCUGCACCAGAAGCGCGAGCAGGACAACAGCCACUCCUUCCGCGUCGAGGUGGAGUACUAUGAGAUCUACCGCGAGAAAGUCAUAGACCUCCUCAGCAGCAGCGCCGCCGCCGCCGCUGGCGUCAGCGGCAGCGGCAGCGUAGAGCUGCGCGUGCGACACAGCAAGUCUGCUGGUCCGUAUGUGGAAAACUUGACAAAGAAGCACGUGGACGAUGAGGGAGAAGUCUUUCGACUCCUGCGGCACGGCAACCUGCGCCGGCACACAGCCUCGACGGCGAUAAAUGAUCGAAGUAGUCGCAGUCACGCCAUCUUCGUGCUGCACCUCGUGCAGAUGCGCAUCUCCAACGACGACAGCGCCUCAGCGAAGGUGUCGAGUAAGGUGAACCUCGUCGACCUCGCCGGGUCGGAGAGGACGGGAGCGCACAGCGUGGAGGGGGACCAGUUCAAGGAGGGCGUCGUGAUCAACUCAUCCCUGACAGUUCUCGGCCGCGUCAUUGACGCUCUUGCCGACAAGUCGUCGGGCAAGCGCAACGUCUUCUGCCCGUACCGCGACUCUGUCCUCACGUGGCUGCUCAUGGACUCGCUCGGCGGGAACAGCAAGACGACCAUGGUGGCGACAGUGUCUCCGCACUCAUCCAACUUCGAUGAGGCGUGUCAGACGCUGCGGUACGCAAGUCGGGCGAAGCAGAUUGUCACUAAGGUGGUCGUCAACGAGGACCCGCAGGUGCAGCAGAUCAAGCUGCUCACCGCCGAGGUGCAGCGACUCAAGGCGCGGUUGAGCGCUGAGGGCAAGGCCGCGGACAACGAUGACGACGUCGAGGUCUUGCAAGAGCGCAUUGCCGCAUUGGAGGAGGAGCUGAACGAAACGCGCAACCAGCUGGAGCAGAAGUCGAGCGAGCUUGCGGCCAUCUGUGCCUCCCGGCACACCUCGUCGAUGCUGCCCUCGACGCUCAAGGCGGGCAACGCCGGCGCUGCGGGCACGGCGAAGGAGCUGGCGAAGGCCAAGUCGGACGUGCGCCGCUUGGAGGCUGAGAAUCUGCUGCAUCUGCAGACCGAGCAGGAGCUGCGCGGCACGAUGGAGCGUCUCAAGACACUGGAGAGAAAGUACGGACAGCUGCUCAGUGAAUCCAAGGAGGUGCAAGGCACUGCCAAGAAACGGGACAGGGAGAUGCAGGAAAAGGAUAGACGCAUCAGUGAGUUGCAACAUCAGCUGCAGCAGCAGGCUGCUCGGAUGCAGGCCGACUCGUCGCUCGCAUCCAACCUCAGCGCCUUGUCACCACGGUCGGUCUGGGGGAAGUCCGGCGAGACGGAGUCUGCAGCGACCACCACCGGCGUAGCGCCGAUGACCCCCAUUAUGAACGCGAAUGAGUCCGGCAAGGCUGCUGGUAAGAAGACAAGGAAAGCGAAGACCGGCACCGCGCCGCCGGGGUCUCCGCAGCGUCGCGACUCGGAACGGCUCGAUGAGAUUUCACGGAUUCGAGUGCAGUUCGAAAAGGACAAGAAGCAGCUCGUGUCGCAGAUACAGGAGCGCAACAACGCCUUUCGCAAGAGUCAGCUGGAGGUGAAGCAGCUAAAGAGCGAGCUGAAAAGUGAGCAGGACGCGCUGCGCACGGUGGAGAAGAGCCUGCACGACCAGCACGUCGAGACAACGCGACGGCUGCAGGAGGAGGUGCAGGAGCUGAAGCGCGCACUCAAGGGCGAGUGCCGGAACAACAAGUAUCUGCGCCAGUCGCUGACGGCGCCGGAAGAGGCGCAACCGCCGUUCUUGUAUGCGUAUGUGGCGCAGACCGUUUACGACGAAGAGAAGUGGCGCGGUGAUGUGCAGCAGCAGGAGGCAUCGGAAUGGCAGCACGUGAUGCAGGUCUGGCAGCUCUCUCAGGUGGGAGCGGCAAAGAUGGCCGCCGUGGAGCGCCAGCACGCUUCACAGAUCGCAGCGUUGUCGGAGGCUCACAGGACGAGCGAAAACAUCGUCAGCGCCAUACGCCAGGAGCUGGAGGAGAUGCGCGCCGUGCAGGACAAGGCUAACGCGAUGCGCGAGCGCAUCUCCGAGCUUGAAGAUGCCGCGACGCAGCAGAGGGAGAGGGAGAAGCACCUACGAGAGCAAGUUUCCGAUCUGGAAGGACAGCUAUACCAAGAGCAGGAGCGCAGCAAGACUGCCUUGCAGCGCCUGGAGGCGGAGCUAAAGGAUCAGAGGCGCGCCGUAGCCACUGCGGAGGAGGCCGCGACCUCCUUGAAGGCCGCGCAUGCUAGAGAAAAGCAGCAGGCGGAAUCGACAAUGCGAGCGGAACAGGAGCAGCAUGCCACAGUCGUGGCAUCGCUGCAGGCACAGAUCCGACAAGCAGAGGAUAGGUUGCACAGCUCUGAAGAAGCGCGUAGGGCGCAGGUGCGGCGAGGGCUUGAGCAGGCGAGCGAGCAUGAGGCCGUGCUCGCGAUGCUGCGGUCGCAGCUCGAGUCGAGUAAAAAGGCUGCUGCUACUGCGGAAGAAGUUCAUCGAGGUGAACGGGCGGCGCUGGAGCAGAGUCUCAAGCAGCAAGAGAAGGCGUUCGCCUCUCGUGUUUCUGUCCUUGAGCAGGAGCUGGCGGCUGCUCGCAUGCAACUUGACCGGGAUAGUCGUACAUCUGCCAAGGCGCUCUCGGAGCUGGAAGAGCAACUCGCAGCGGCGCAGGCGGCGCACAACGCGUCCGCCGAGGCCCUUCGACUCAAUUCUGAGCGCGCCAUGGCACAGGCUGCCGACCACGAGAAGGCGGCGCAGCUGCUUCGCAGAGACCUGGACACGGAGAGAGCGGCGGCGCAGACCGCAGCGCAUGAGCAUGCCGCUCUUGCGGCAACGCUAGCAGAGGAGCUGCAGACGCAGCGGAAGCAACGCGAGGAAAUCAGCGCAUCUCUCACACAGCAGCUGGCGGGGCUGCAGUCGAAGCUGGCGGUCGCCGAGGAAGCGCGCCGCACGGAGCGCACGCGCGCUGCCGACGCGGCAGCGGCUCAGGAGACUGCUCUGGCCGACCUCCGUGCUGAGCUCGAGUCGGCGCAGGCAGCCCACACCGCCGCGGCAAAGGCACAUGAAGAACAGCUGCGCGAGAUGCGUGGUACACAUGCACGGCUGACACAGGAAGUGCAGUCAAAUGCCGAUUCUCUGGCCGCUCAGGUGACGAAGCUGCAAACUCGCUUGGCUGCCGUGGAGAGGGAUUCCGAGAAUGCACUGGGAACGCUCACGAAGGAGAUGGAGGCGAUUCGCACCCAGCUCCACAAGUCAGAGGAGGCGCGUCGGCGCCAGAUCCAGCAAUCCAUUGAGCGGGCUGGAGAGCACGACGCCGCGUUGGCGGAGCUGCGGCAACAAGUGGCAGAGGAGCAGGCUGCCAAGGCAGCUGCAGCGAAGAAGCACGAAGAGGAGCUGCUCAAGGCUGAGGAGAAGUUGUCGGCGCAUCGUCUAGAAACCUCGGAAACCAUCAGCACUCUCAAACAGCAGCUCGAGCAGGCCCACCACAGUGCACAGCAACGCGAGGCCGAUGCGACAGCGCUGCAGCAGAUCCUUCAGCGUGCGUUGGACUGCACGAGAGCCGAACUGGAGGCCUCUGAGAAAGCUCGAACGGCGCAUAGUCAGCAGAGCCUCGAAAAGGCAGCGGCGCACGAGCAGACAGAGGCCAAGCUUCGGGCAGAAAUUUCCUGCUUGGCAGCAAGAGCCGAUGCGACAGACGCGGCGCACUCAACCCGGGUGGCAGAGUUGGAAGAGCGCCUUCGCGAGCAGCAGUGCGCAGCUGCAGCGCAGCUGGCCGAAGCGGCCGCAGCGCUGGAAAGUGAAAGGGCGAAGGCCCAGCAUGCGUCGGAAGACCACAAAAAAUUUCUCGCCGCUGUCCUCGAUAAGGUCGCCUUGCUGCAGGCGGCGCUCGCGAAGUCUGAAGAGGCGGAAAGGGCGCAGGUUCAGCGCUUAGUCGAGCAGUCCGCGGCGCACGAUAGCGCGAUUCAGGCUGCAAGGCGAGAUUUGCAACGUCAGCAGGCGGAGGCGGCCGACCUGGCUGCGGCGCACGCGGAGGAGCUGCACGGGUGGGAGGCCCGGUGGCAACAGCAGGCCGCAUUGAACAAAGUCGAGAUGGAGUCCAUUCGCCAGGAGGUGGAAGCGCAGCGACGCGCCGAGGUGGACGCCGCGGUGAAGGCGCACACGGCCGCCGUAGACGCCCUGGAAGCCAACCUCAGCGAGGCGCACAUUCGGCUAAGCGAGGUGGAGGCGUCACGCGCCGCGGAAGCGGAGCGCCGUGAGCAGCAGGCCAGUGAGCACGCCAAAGCUGUGUCUGCAUUGGAAGCUGAGCUGCAAGGUGCUCAUCAAGCGAGUGCCGCAGCGGCGGCCGCGCACGAGGCUGCCAUUCAACAACUCAACGACGUCAUUGCAGAGCAGCAACGGGCCAAGAUUGAGGAGGUCGCCACCAUGAAACAGAAGCUACUGGAGACCCAGAAGAAGCUUACCCGAUCCGAGGAGGCUAGGAGACGAGGAGUCACAGAAAAAGCUGAGGCGGCGACGGCGCACACCCAGUCGCUUGACGCGCUCCGUCGCUCCAUGGAAGCGGAGCAUCAACAGAAACUGGAUGCCCUCACCGCGGCCAAGGCAAGAGAACUGGAGGCGGUGCAGAUGCAGCUCGACGAGCAGCGGGUCACGGCACAACAUCUCCAGGGGGACCUCCGAAAAACUCGUCGUCAGGUAAAGCAGUUGGUGGAGACCCAGAACUGCUUAGGCAAGCAAGUGGAGGAGGAGAAGCAGGCGAGCGCCGAACUCCGCCGCAACUUGGCAGACACCGCGGCGCAGCAGGCGGCGAGCGCGGCAGCUGCCGCGGAGCUGGAGACGACGUUGGAGCAGACAAAGGCUUCCCUUACUCAGCUCGUCUCGGAGAAGACGGCGGUGUCCAGGGAGCUCGCCCAGGCCAUCGAGACGGUGGACAGCACCCGUGCUCACCUUGCAGACGUGGAGAAAAUAUCGCAGCAGCGUCACGAAGAGCUGGAGGCGCAGGGAGCUGCUCUUGCCAACGCCGUCGCAACAGUGGAGCAGCUGCGGGCAGAGGUAUCUGCGUUGCACUCGAAGUGUUCAGAGAUGGAGAAGGCGCGGACUGCUCUCAUCGAGCAGCAUGAGGAGGCGCUAGUGGCGCAGCAGGUAGACACCGUCACAGAGAUGGAGACGCAGUUCCGGGCGAUGGAAUGCGAACGCGAGGCGCUGGUGAGCAAGGCACGGCAGACAGAGGAGGCGCUGCGCAGCCUUGUCGAGAAGCAGGGAAAGCAACUUCAGCAGCUGCGCGAAGACCUGGAGUUUCGCGUCAGUCUGGACCUGUGUGAGGCUGAAGUUGUAGAACGCGACAGCGCCGCCGGUGCCGUCGGCAGCUCAGCCGGGCCCGCUCUCGCCGGCAGCGGGACAGGCGUCGCUACUUCGAACAAUACCUCCUUUUCGGGUGCCAGCGGCUCCGCUGCGGCGGUCGGCGGCGGUGGCUUCAGCACCAUUUUGAGCUCGCUCUUCUCGCGUCGCAACAGCACGGCGGCGCCGUCCCGCUCCCCCGCACCCCUUGGCAGUGGCAUAGGGAUUGACGGUACUCACAGCCUUCCACAACAGCUGCCGCGUCCCUUCUCGAACGAUCGCGGUACCGCUACCACGCCGCUUCGGCGCACCGCUAGCGGCAACCUAUAUAGCAUGAGCGCAUACCGCCCUUCAUCGAUGAUGCCGUCGUCGCUCCUGUUCGGAAAGAGUAACCCCGCUGGGGCGGUGGCGAUGGGUACUAGCGCUGGGGUGUCAUCUGCGUCGCGCACCCCCGUGCAAGAUGCGGUCAUUUCGCCUGAUACAAGUGAACAAGAGUCGACACUGCCCACGCGGCUGGGCAGCCGCGCUCCGAACAUCGCGCUGGGGCGGAAGUAA
Molecule: messenger RNA, 6666 nt
Organism: Leishmania major strain Friedlin
Lineage: Eukaryota; Euglenozoa; Kinetoplastea; Trypanosomatida; Trypanosomatidae
Product: putative kinesin
Exons: 1
Coding region: 1-6666 (2221 amino acids)
Biological process (GO): microtubule-based movement; mitotic spindle organization
Molecular function (GO): microtubule motor activity; ATP binding; microtubule binding
Source: RefSeq, a predicted model, not a curated record